AGAGCCUCAAUUAAGCUUUUCUUGCUAGAGGUGGAGUCCUACCUCACGGUUCCUUCCUUUGCUUAUCACCAUAAGCUAUUUGUCCAAAAUGGUCAAGAAAGUAGCCGUAUUGACUAUCUCCGAUUCGGCGGCACAAGAUCCAUCAAUUGACAAAUCAGGACCAAUCCUUGCCAGGUUACUGCAAGAGCAAGGUCAAGGAUCUUUCGAUGUCAUUGCACAAGAAGUAGUAGCAGAUGACGUUGAGCUAAUCCAACACAAGAUCCGAUCUUGGAUAGAUGGCAACGAAUCAGCAGCAGACCUUGUGAUCAGUACAGGAGGGACUGGAUUAGGCGUUAGAGAUGUGACACCAGAAGCUAUCCUGCCCUUACUUGAUCAUCAAACGACAGGGCUUACACAUGCUUUGAUGCAGCAUUCAUUGAGCAAGACGCCUUUAGCUGCACUCUCACGUCUUGUCACAGGCGUUCGUUAUCGUCGCUCCAAUUCCUCAACAACCGAACAAGCAAGUGGAAAAGCGAACGGAAGUGCUCUCAUCAUUGCCCUUCCGGGAAGUAGCAAUGCUGUCAAAGAAUGCUGUGAGAUAUUACUGAGCGAGAACGGAUUGCUUGCACAUGCGUUAGACUUAUUAUCUGGAGGAACAGGAAGGAAGAAACAUGCGGAAAUGCAGCAAUCGAUCACAGGAACAGAAACGGAUACUGGCAGAUCACAUCAUGCACAUGGGCAUUCACACAAGCAUGGUGGUCAUCAUCAUCACCAUGGCCACGGACACCACUCGGCUCCCAAACCACGUACAGUGCAAGCUGAAGAAACGACGGGCUACAAAACGCAUGAUCCAACCCAAUCGGUCAGUCUUCGGAAACGAAUGUCACCAUACCCAAUCAUCAGCUUAUCGGAAGCGUUUGACUUGAUACUGUCCAACGUGCCUUCUAAUGGGUCGAUAAAGCUACCCACUACCUCGGAUCUGCGUGGGUAUCUGUUAGCCGAAUCGAUUCUUGCACCUCGUAGUUUACCUCCUAAGCCAACGACGAAUGUGGACGGAUAUGCACUAAAAGCUGAAGACAUCACACCUGGUGCAUAUCCAGUUAUAACAAGAGGAGGAAGUGUACCAAAAAGUGCAGUCUAUCGAAUCAAUACCGGACAAGGAUUACCGGAAGGUGCAGAUGCGGUUUUGAUGGUAGAAGAUACUGAUCUUUUGGAAGAAGAUGAGCAAGGAGAAGAAAAGACAAUUCAAGUGAAAGCAAAGAUUGAUGUAGGCGAAAAUGUACGAAAAGCUGGAAGUGACGUAAAGGAAGGACAGGUUGUUCUACAGAAAGGAGUUAAAUUGAGUGAUAUUGGUGGAGAGAUUGGCACAUUGGCUUUCUUGGGUGUAAGUGAAGUCAAUGUGAUCAGAAAACCACGCAUUGCAAUUCUGUCAACGGGAAAUGAGCUGUACGAUGUAGCAACCGAUAGUGGAAAUGCAAAGGAUGCUUGGGGCUUCAGAGUCUUUGACGCAAAUAGGCCAAGUUUGACAGCAGCUUUACGUGCAGCAGGAUUCGAAGUUGUAGAUUUGGGUAUUGUGGGUGACAGUGUAGAUGCAACAUUGGCAGCUUUAAAGAGAGGAUUGGAAGAAGCAGACGUUAUCAUCAGUACAGGAGGAACAUCGAUGGGCGAAAGUGAUCUAUUGAAACCUCUGAUCGAACGAAACUUGAAAGGAGGCAAGAUCCAUUUUGGCAGAGUUGCAAUGAAACCUGGCAAACCAACAACAUUUGCAAGUGCAUUGAACGAAAAAGGAGAAGAACGUUUCCUUUUCGCUUUACCUGGUAAUCCUGCUUCGGCUAUGGUUUGUUUGUAUGUCUUUGUCAUGCCUGCUUUACGUAAAUUAUCAGGAUAUGCGAUCGAACAUUGUCAUCUUGCACGUACACGCGUGCAAAUCGAAGAUGAUAUGCGACUCGAUCCACGACCUGAAUUUCAUAGGGUGGUCAUCAAGCCUAACAAGGAGGGUGGACUAUCAGCUUUCAGCACUGGAAGUCAAAGAAGCAGUGGUAUGCAUUCUAUGGCAACGGCCAAUGGACUGGUAUGUGUACCUGCUUUGGGAUCUUCAGGUGGGCCUAAUACGCUACGCAGAGGAGAAAAAGUGGAAGCGAUCAUAUUGGGCAAUAUCGUAUGAUGGCCUAGUGUCCGUAUAUAAAGGUAAUUUGAUCAUCUGAGAAUAAUCCAC
Meira miltonrushii is the source of this 2194-nucleotide messenger RNA. RefSeq lists its product as uncharacterized. Gene Ontology annotation, cellular component: cytosol; cytoplasm. The transcript has 3 exons. The record is from RefSeq and is a predicted model, not a curated record. The coding region runs from base 89 to 2143 and encodes 684 amino acids. Lineage: Eukaryota; Fungi; Basidiomycota; Exobasidiomycetes; Exobasidiales; Brachybasidiaceae. Gene Ontology annotation, biological process: molybdenum incorporation into molybdenum-molybdopterin complex; Mo-molybdopterin cofactor biosynthetic process. Gene Ontology annotation, molecular function: molybdopterin molybdotransferase activity.